Molecule: messenger RNA, 625 nt
Organism: Podarcis lilfordi (Lilford's wall lizard)
Lineage: Eukaryota; Metazoa; Chordata; Lepidosauria; Squamata; Lacertidae
Source: the annotation of a GenBank genome assembly
AUGAGGGUAUAGAGUUAAUUUAUUUUACGUUAUUUAUUUCAACCCACCCACCCCAAUUCAGCUCUAUUGAGCCCACCACAAAGCUAGCUGAAUGCGUAAGUGUGCAUAUGAGAUAUUAUUAUAUUACCCCGUUUCACCUUUAAAAAUUAAUCGUCCAAAUGCCAUUCACAAAUCCCUCCAGAACUGCAGCUGCAGAAGCACCCUCCCUCCCUCCGCCGCACAAAUAAAAUGUGUAUACGAAGGUGCCUUUUUGCAGUCAAGAGAGCAAUGUAAGCAAACAGACUUGUGUGUGCAAAUGACUUAUCAGUGCAUGACACGGUUUGGGUGGUUUAUGUGCGUAUCUAUGUGUGCAUGUGUGUCUGUUGGUUUGCUUGAUAUUUUUGUGCAAAGGGUAUCUUGUUUUUUCCUCCCCGCGCAGCGCGCUAGGCUGGCGCUUGCGGGAAUCCCGGACCGCGGGCUCCUCUCCUUUCUGCAGCAGGAGAGUCCGCACCGGCGGCCGCGCGACUCUGCUCCAUCUUUCGCCCACCACAACCCGCUGCUUGCCCGGUUCCUUAUUAUUAUUAUUUCUACGCCCGUGGUUGAUCCGUUGCUUCCGACGCUUCUCCUCGGCUGGGGACAGAACUAA